Adineta steineri is the source of this 618-nucleotide messenger RNA. Lineage: Eukaryota; Metazoa; Rotifera; Eurotatoria; Adinetida; Adinetidae. The record is from the annotation of a GenBank genome assembly.
AUGUCAUUAUAUAGACUUCAUUAUUUUAAUGGUCGUGGUCGAGCUGAAGUAUCACGUUUAAUUAUGGUUGCUGCUGGUCAAAAAUUUGAGGAUAUUCGUUAUGAUCCAAAAGAAUGGUCAUCAAAAAAAUCUCAAAUGCCAUUAGGUCAAAUGCCAGUUCUUGAAUUUAAUGGUAUGAAAUUACCACAAUCAUUACCCAUAGCUCGUUUUCUUGCUAGACAAUUUCGAUUAGCUGGUCGAGAUAAUUUUGAACAAGCGAAAGUCGAUUCCGUUGUUGAUACAAUUUAUGAUGCUUCAUCAAAAUUUACACCAAUUCGUUGGGAAAAAAAUGAAAGCAAAAAACAAGAAGAUAUGAAAAAAUUCUUUGCCGAAGAUUUACCUAAAAAUUUACAAAAUCUUGAACUCUUAGGUAAAUUAUAUGGUAAUGGUGGUCCAUUUUUUGUUGGUAAUCAUUUAACAUGGGCUGAUUUAUAUUUUUAUGAUAUUGCAGAAAAUUUUCUUCAAGUUGAUAAAAAUAUUCUAAUGAAUUAUCCAUGGUUAACACAUAAUCGUCAAGAAAUUGAACAACAACCAAAUAUUUCCGAUUAUCUCAAAACUCGACCACAAACAGUUUUUUAA